UUUAUUUUUUUGCUGGCCUCCCUGAUCGACGUUACCGACCAGCGACAUUUUUCGUCGGCUGGUGUAUUUUACCGAAAAGUGCCCAUAAAAAUCAGUGAAAAUGUUGGGCCGUUUUGCACCAGGGGUGUGCACCCAGGUGGUUGCUGUGAACGCUCAGCAACAACAAAGGAAUAUGGCUACUUUGAAGGCCAUUUCCAUCCGUCUGAAAUCUGUAAAGAAUAUUCAGAAGAUCACCCAAUCUAUGAAGAUGGUGUCAGCUGCUAAGUACACUCGUGCUGAACGUGACUUGAAGGCUGCCCGCCCCUACGGCGAGGGUGCCAUUCAGUUCUACGAGCGCGCUGAGGUGGCUCCCCCUGAGGAUGAUCCCAAGGAACUGUACGUCGCUAUGACGUCUGACAGGGGUCUCUGCGGCGCGGUGCACACCGGCGUGUCGAAGGUGAUCCGCAACCGCCUGAGCGAGCCGGGCGCGGAGAACAUCAAGGUGAUCUGUGUCGGUGACAAGUCGCGCGGCAUCCUCCAGCGGCUCUACUCCAAGCAUAUCAUCUCGGUUGCUAACGAGAUCGGGCGCCUGCCUCCGUCGUUCGGCGACGCAGCGAGGCUCGCCAACGCGAUCCUGACCUCAGGCUACGAGUUUGCGUCCGGCAAGAUCGUUUACAACAAGUUCCGCUCUGUCGUCUCCUACCAGCAGUCCGACAUGCCGCUCUUCAGCCAGAAGGCUGUUGAGAGCGCCCCAAAACUGGCGACCUACGACUCUUUGGACUCCGACGUGGUGCAGUCCUACAUGGAAUUCUCUCUGGCAUCCAUGCUGUUCUACGCGCUCAAGGAAGGCGCUUGCUCCGAACAGUCUUCCCGCAUGACUGCCAUGGACAACGCCUCCAAGAACGCUGGAGAGAUGAUUGACAAGUUGACUCUGACCUUCAACAGAACUCGCCAAGCCGUGAUCACUAGGGAGCUCAUUGAAAUUAUCUCUGGUGCCGCCGCUUUGGAUUAAACCUCUUCAAUUGGGAUCGGGGUGUUCAAGGUCAAGAAUUUAUGGUUGAAAAUGGUGGCUUUUUAAAGGAUUAGGGAUAAAAGUGUUCAUAUAAGAUUUUUCGAAAGAGGUACUUCAAUAGUAUCAAUGAAAACAGUCGAAAUCAAUCAAAAAUGCAUCAAGCUACCAUAAAAAUUAAGCAUUUCCGAUCCCGAAAAACGCGGUUUUAAAAAACAAUACAUUUAAAAUUUUGAAUUUAAAAUUUUGGAACUGCCGAAUCAUGUAAUCAAUAGUAAUUUAUUAUGUACAAUCGAAGUCGACAUUCCCGAGCCGAUAUUUAGUGGUUCUGUACUACUCACACGACUUCACGACACUGGCUUUAAGACCACAGAAUUCGUUAAGUAUUGGCUCGAAUAAGCCGUGGUAAUAACCUUGUUAUGUAAGGAUACAGUGGUGGUUAGCAAUAAAGUAUUGUUUAGA
Molecule: messenger RNA, 1450 nt
Organism: Pectinophora gossypiella (pink bollworm)
Lineage: Eukaryota; Metazoa; Arthropoda; Insecta; Lepidoptera; Gelechiidae
Gene: ATPsyngamma
Product: ATP synthase subunit gamma, mitochondrial
Exons: 7
Coding region: 101-991 (296 amino acids)
Biological process (GO): proton motive force-driven ATP synthesis
Molecular function (GO): proton-transporting ATP synthase activity, rotational mechanism
Source: RefSeq, a predicted model, not a curated record